Molecule: messenger RNA, 2100 nt
Organism: Chaetomium fimeti
Lineage: Eukaryota; Fungi; Ascomycota; Sordariomycetes; Sordariales; Chaetomiaceae
Product: glucose-6-phosphate dehydrogenase
Exons: 7
Coding region: 126-1655 (509 amino acids)
Biological process (GO): glucose metabolic process; pentose-phosphate shunt, oxidative branch
Cellular component (GO): cytosol
Molecular function (GO): glucose-6-phosphate dehydrogenase activity; NADP binding
Source: RefSeq, a predicted model, not a curated record
CUUUUCUAUCCGACUUCCCCGGCCGACACAGCAUUAUCCCCAAGCUUCCAGAAGCCCAGAGACCGCUUCAACGCUGAACCUUUGCCGACCCGACUUUUGUACCUGGACAAAAACCUCUCGACAAGAUGGCCACAGACCUACAUCCCGCUGGAGGUUCCAUCGAGCUGAAGGACAACACAGUCAUUGUUGUCCUCGGCGCCUCUGGCGAUCUUGCGAAGAAGAAGACGUUUCCCGCCCUCUUCGGACUCUAUCGAAACCAGUUCCUGCCCAAGGACAUCAAGAUCGUUGGCUAUGCGCGGACAAAGAUGGACCACGACGAGUACCUUCGUCGUGUCAAAUCGUACAUCAAAACGCCCACGAAGGACAUCGAACAACAACUGGAGGAGUUCUGCAAACUCUGUACCUACGUGUCUGGCCAAUACGACCGGGAUGACUCGUUCCUGCAGCUCAACAAACACCUCGAGGAGCUCGAGCAGGGGAGGAAGGAGACCAACAGGCUAUUUUACAUGGCCCUCCCCCCUAGCGUCUUCACUAUCGUCUCGCAGCACCUGAAGAAGUGCUGCUACCCAAGCAAAGGCAUUGCACGCGUCAUCGUCGAGAAGCCGUUCGGCAAGGACCUGGCGAGCUCCCGCGAGCUCCAGAAGUCACUCGAGCCCGAUUGGAAGGAGGACGAGCUCUUCCGCAUCGACCACUACCUCGGUAAGGAAAUGGUGAAGAACAUUCUCAUUCUGCGAUUCGGCAACUCGUUCUUGGGCGCGACCUGGAACAGGCACCACAUCGACAACGUGCAAAUCACGUUCAAGGAGCCUUUCGGCACCGAAGGGCGUGGCGGAUACUUUGACGAGUUCGGCAUCAUUCGCGACGUCAUGCAGAACCACCUGCUCCAGGUACUGACCCUACUCGCCAUGGAGCGGCCCAUCUCUUUCUCCUCCGAGGAUAUUCGUGACGAGAAGGUGCGGGUUCUCCGCGCGAUCCCCGCCAUCGAGCCCAAGAACGUCAUCAUCGGCCAGUAUGGGAAGUCGCUGGACGGCAGCAAGCCAUCGUACAAGGAGGACGACACUGUGCCUAAGGACUCGCGGUGCCCGACCUUUUGCGCGCUUGUUGCCUACAUCAAGAACGAACGGUGGGAUGGUGUCCCCUUCAUUAUGAAGGCGGGCAAGGCGCUCAAUGAGCAAAAGACGGAGAUCCGCGUCCAGUUCAAGGACGUUACUUCCGGGAUUUUUAAGGACAUUCCGCGGAACGAAUUGGUCAUGCGCAUCCAGCCUAACGAGAGCGUCUACAUCAAGAUGAACUCGAAGCUCCCCGGCCUGACAAUGCAGACGGUGGUCACAGAGCUCGAUCUCACAUACCGGAGGCGCUUCUCUGACCUCAAGAUCCCCGAGGCGUACGAAUCGUUGAUUCUGGACUGCAUGAAGGGCGACCACUCCAACUUUGUCAGAGACGAUGAGCUCGACGCCAGCUGGAGGAUCUUUACGCCUCUGCUGCACUACCUCGACGACAACAAAGAGAUUAUCCCUAUGGAGUACCCAUACGGCUCUCGGGGGCCCGCGGUGCUCGACGAUUUCACUUCAUCCUACGGAUACAAGUUCAGUGAUGCCGCUGGAUAUCAGUGGCCGACGACGUCGGCGCUGGGCACGGGCAACAACAAGUUCUGAGCGCACUACGCUACGAGUUCGAUCACACCGAAUCUAAGCACAUGUUGUGCGGGUGAAAACAAGUGUUUCUUUUGUUGGUCAAGGGACGUCACCUUAUGAUUAGGCCCCUGACACGAGGAGGGCCAUGUGCAAUGCGGAAAAGGGGUGGAUGGCAGGCGGGUCUUUUGGACCGCCAAUUGUGGUUGCGGAGCUCCCGGCUUUUAUUUUCGUUGGCAUCACUGGUUGGUAUCCAGCCCACAAUCCAUGUAGGAAAAGAACAAGGAUGACUUAGCCUCGAGUACGAAGUAUAUGAUGCUCAAUAUGCGGCCCUCAACGAAGACAGUGUAGAUGUUGAGUUGUUGAUGCGCUUCGUAGCCGGAGACUGCGAUGACCCAUCCAUAGGCUCGAUAUCGUUGUUACUUUUAUCAAUAUAGUCGUCGCUUCCGGCAACGGAAGUUAUGAACCA